Paramecium sonneborni is the source of this 490-nucleotide messenger RNA. NCBI's taxonomy places the organism in Eukaryota, Ciliophora, Oligohymenophorea, Peniculida, Parameciidae. The record is from the annotation of a GenBank genome assembly.
AUGCAAAAAAAGAAAGGACAUUCUAAGAAUCUAUCUAAAUAAGCUGUUGAUCUUAUUAAUUACUAUAAUAACUUAAAGACAUCUAUAACUAAUGAAUGUGCUAUCAUGAAUCUAAAUAAAAAAAUAUCAUUAUAUAUUGUUGAUCAACGUAAUAUUGUUUCUAAUUCUAAUUAUAGCUAUUGCUGAAGAGGAUGUAGAAGAUUCUCCUAUUUCACUUAAAAGAAAUUGCUCAAAGACUCAACAUAUCAAUAUCAAUAUUUAUUCCUAAGCUUAUGAUUUAGAUGAAGAAUUAUAAUAGGAUGUAAAAUAAUUAAAAUAAACCUUGAAUUAAAGUAUUCAUCUUUUAUUAAAAUUAGGAAUUACAUAAUUAAAAAGCAUUAUUAAUCAAUCAGAAAAAAUGAAGAACAACAAAAAUUAUAAUAAUAAAGAAAAUUAAAGCUAAAAUAAUCAAAAUACUGCUAAUAAAAUUUCGAUUAGAAAGAGAGUUUGA